Folsomia candida is the source of this 2041-nucleotide messenger RNA. Its product is annotated as broad-complex core protein isoforms 1/2/3/4/5. Gene Ontology annotation, cellular component: nucleus. The transcript has 7 exons. Gene Ontology annotation, molecular function: DNA binding; protein binding. The coding region runs from base 190 to 1698 and encodes 502 amino acids. NCBI's taxonomy places the organism in Eukaryota, Metazoa, Arthropoda, Collembola, Entomobryomorpha, Isotomidae. The record is from RefSeq and is a predicted model, not a curated record. Gene Ontology annotation, biological process: regulation of transcription by RNA polymerase II.
CUCUUUCUUCUUCUCACUAGGCAAAUGAUUUCUUUCUCGGUAUUAUACACACAUCUUCGUGCUCGUCCUCGAAUUUGUGAAAAGUUGACACUAAUUCUUUGACCGUUUUAUAAAAUAAUUCCACCCCACGAGAGGGUGUGUAAUCUAAUCUAACAAAGAUAGGAGUUGGUAAUUUUAAUUGUGACGAGGAUGAGUUUCCCAGCGGAAGGGGAUCAUCAGCACCAUCACCGAAUUCCCGUCGCCCAGGAGGGAGAAUUGUAUUCGCUGAAAUGGCACACCUUCCAGUCACAUUUGACCUCAGGGUUGAAACAAUUCCUCUUCGACGGCGAUUUUUUGACAGAUGUGACUUUGGUGGCCGAAGGAAAGAUGAUUCGUAGUCACAGAAUGCUGUUGAGUCUUUGCAGUCCGCAUUUCAAGCAGCUGUUCCAGGGGAACUCUGCACAGAACGUUAAUACAAUUGUGAUACUCAAUAAUGUUCGAUACCAAGAUCUGCAGCAUGUGAUUCAGUUCAUUUACAAUGGCGAAGUUAAAGUAUCAAACAAUUACGAACUUCAAGGAUUUUUGCAGACUGGUGAGCUUCUUCAGAUUGAAGGACUUACCAAAACAAGUUCAAAACACGAGACUGAGGGGCGUGAGCCAGCAUCACAACAACAACAGGGGCACUUAUCUCCCAACGCUCAAUCCACCCCAAUCCCACAAAUGCAUCAUCGCCGUAGUCAUAUUCAAGUACCUAAUAAGGGUGGGCCGGGUCCCGCUCGAUCUCAUCAAAUUCCUGUAACCUCUGCUGGGGACGGCUCUUCUCAUCCUCCACCCACCAAGCGAACUCGCCUCUUGCCAACAGCAACAGUCACCAGCGCAACUGUUGCCUACGGUGAAGCCAAUAACGUUGUUAGUAGUAUUACGGGAGAUCUGAAUUCGUCAUCUUUGGAAGAUGGUGGCGAUGGAGUAUCAGGAAUCGACCCGCUGGCUGUGCCUGAUUUGAGUUCGAUUGCAGCAAUGGUGGAGCAUGACCCUUUGAAUUUGAUGAAUGAAACGGGCGUGAGUCAACAUCAACAUCAGCACGGUGUGCCAGGAAUCGACGACGAAGAACAAAUGAUUACUAUUGACUCCAUCAAGAGCGAGUCGGGUGUUGAAGGACUUUAUGACGAAAGAGACGAGGAAGAAGAUGAGGAAGGGUUUGAAAUGACUGAUCACGGCGAUGCUUCUGGGUUAGGAGUGGAUGGUAUGUAUGACGUGAAAUCUUCUGGACCUGGACCUUCGUCUGCAAUUUCUGGUGGUGCUUCGGUUGGUGGUGGUGCUAAUGUCAAACCUCCAGGACCCAUUUUUUAUACGCUCACGCCUGUGCCUUUCGACUCGCGUCCAGCACCGAUUCCCCCAAACCCCAGUUCAAAUCACGGAUACGGUUAUGAAGGAAGUGAGCUUAAACCAGUCCCAAGUUUCCUAGACUUGGCACAACAACAACGCCUUGGUUUCAUUGGAGCUACCACAGUCUGUGGAGACAUUGGGGGUAAUUAUCAAUGUGGGAAAAAGCUAAACGCAAGGAAACCGAGAAAAUUGGCGGAGACCUCCGGUCCUGUUGAAUGUCACUUAUGUGGCAAAUGGUCAAAGAACAAAAACAGUUUGAAGACACAUAGAUCACUGUAUCAUCGCCCAGAUAAACAAUUAAAGGGUCAGGGAACUGAUACUUCAACCACAUAAUUAAAUCAAGAAAUAAUGUUGACUAAUUGAUGGUAGAUAUGUAUGAAAAUCAUUGACGGGUUGGGUGCUACAUAAAUAAAUAUUAUUGAAUAGUGGUGACACAUUGCUAGCAUUAACCGAUUUUAAUUUAAAGGUGAAUCACGAAAGUAGCUUUAUCAAGUUAGCCUUAUCUUAUUUCGCUUAAUUAAUAAUAAAUUGCGAGUCGUUGAAAUAUGUUUACAAAUUAAAUUACAACCAAAAUAUUAAUCUAGUCUUACUGAUACCAAUAAUAGUCAUCCAUAUUUAGUCAUAUAAAAUGUUCAUCAAAGUAAGCUUUACGUAAAAAUUGUAUAGCAUUAUAUUA